This is a messenger RNA of Sturnus vulgaris (Common starling), 956 nucleotides long. RefSeq names its product enkurin, TRPC channel interacting protein (gene ENKUR). The record is from RefSeq and is a predicted model, not a curated record. NCBI's taxonomy places the organism in Eukaryota, Metazoa, Chordata, Aves, Passeriformes, Sturnidae. Gene Ontology annotation, molecular function: calmodulin binding. Gene Ontology annotation, cellular component: acrosomal vesicle; axonemal microtubule.
AUGGACACGCAGAGUGCCCAGGAGGGCGCCUGUGAUCCCCCGCCCCGGCCGGCGCAGCCCGGCAAACCUGCCAGGUAUGUAUCCAAAUAUAGCGAAUUUGUGAGACGUGAAGCAGAGAAAAAUAAAUCUCAGUGGAAAACUAUGGGGCCAGCAAAAGUUGCAGUGCCAUCACCAAAUGAUUUUCUGCAGAAACGUUCCAAGGAGCCCAAGCCAGCACCAAAAAAAAAAGAAGAGGAGGGUGAAAAAUUGCUUCCAUUAUCAGUGCCACGGAGGACAUACCAUCCAGUUGUUCGCGUUAAAAAGAAUUUUAUAUAUAAAAAUGCAGUUGCUGUUAUCAGAGGGGAGCCCAAAAAGCCUCAACAUUUUUGUGUUGAUUCAAGACAGGGAGAUAAAUAUCUCCUUGAACCUUCAGGACUUUUUCCAAAGUACACUAGAAAAAAGAAUUAUGGUGUUAUACCGAAAUAUGUGACACGGAGAAAUGAAGAAAUGAAGAGAGAGGAGGAAGAAUAUCAAGCCAGUGUUUUGGAGCAACUCCAGAAGAAAGCCAUGAAAACUCUAUCUGAAGAAGAAAGGGAAAAUGUUCUGAAGGCACUGAAAAAGAAGUGGGAGGAAACAAAUCGUGCAUUUCAGAGUCUUCCAGUACUAACAGACACCAGUUACAAGAGGAUGCAUAAACAAGAGCUGGAAUUAAAGCUGCAACAACUGGAGCAUGACAUAGCAGCAAUCGAGAAUCACAAAACUGUCUACAUUGCAAAUGUGUAAGGAUUGUUGUUCAGAUACUGCCUCUUUUCUCCUUUUUCUCUAUCCCUGCAUCUCCAAGAAGUGCCUAAAUUCUCAGAUCUACUGUCAACUAUUUAGAAGGAAAUACUAAGUAUGUAGCUUCUUAGAAAAGUUGUUACAUAUAAUUCUCAUCUGUACAAUUCCCAAAACAUUUUGAAAUAAAAUACUUAACUAAA